Molecule: messenger RNA, 1692 nt
Organism: Mytilinidion resinicola
Lineage: Eukaryota; Fungi; Ascomycota; Dothideomycetes; Mytilinidiales; Mytilinidiaceae
Exons: 2
Coding region: 1-1692 (563 amino acids)
Biological process (GO): carbohydrate transport; transmembrane transport
Cellular component (GO): membrane
Molecular function (GO): carbohydrate:proton symporter activity
Source: RefSeq, a predicted model, not a curated record
AUGUCCUACGCGCCCCUCCGCGACUCGCUCGACGACGAACCGCGCACCACGGCCGAGAUAUUCGACCACCGCUUCAAUUACCUAGACAACGACGAACAUCGCCCUCUGCAACCCUCCUCCCCACACGCGAAAGCCAACGGGCGCGCGCCCUACUACUUCCACGGCGAUGCCCUGCACACCGCCAUCUCCGUCGCCGCGGGCACGGUAAUGUGCCUCUUCGGCUACGAGCAAGGCGUCUUCGGCGGCAUCAUGGUCGGGCGGCCCUUCCUCGCCUACUUCCACGAGCCGUCCCCGGGCCUGCUCGGCUUCGUGACGUCGGUGUACGACCUGGGCUGCUUCGGCGGCGCGGUGGUGUCAUCGUUCGUCGGCGAGCGGCUAGGGCGGCGGUGGAUGCUGCUCGUCUUCACCGUGAUCAUGACGGCGGGGAUUGUGGUGCAGACGCUGGCGCAGAACAUGCAGUGGCUGAUCUGGGGCCGGCUGAUUGCGGGGAUUGGGAAUGGGGGGAAUACGGCGACGGCGCCGGUGUGGCAUGUGGAGUGUAGUAAGGCGGAGGAGAAGGGACGGGCGGUGGUGAAGGAGAUGACGGUGAAUGUGGGGGGGUUCGUGAUGUCGAAUCUGAUUACGCUGGUGUUUAGCAGGAUGAGCACGGAGGCGCAAUGGCGGUUUCCGCUGGGGAUUCAGCUGUUGUUUAGCGUGGUGAUUCUGAGUAUGGUUUGGGUGCUGCCGGAGUCGCCGCGGUGGUUAUUGUUGCGGCAUAAGGAUAAGGAGGCGACGAAUGUGCUGGCGGCGCUGAGCGAAAGUGCGGAGGAGGUGCAUGAGGAGUUUCAUAAGAUCAAGGAGAGUGUAAGGAUUGAGCAAGCGACGAAGGCGAAUUGGAGACAGGUGUUUAGUGGUGGGGUAGCUACGAGGCGAGUAUCGUUGGGAGUGCUUCUGCAGAUGGCUCAGCAACUCAGCGGUAUUAACGUGCUCUGCUACUACUUGCCACUCGUGCUCCACCGCUCCGUCGGCCUCCCAGAACUGACCUCCCGUGUCAUCUCCACCAUCAAUGCCAUAUGCUACAUGUUCGCAACUUGGUCGUCUCUCUUCGUCAUCGAGCGCGUCGGCCGCCGCCCGCUCCUCAUGAGCUCUGCCGCGUGCAUGGCCGUCGCCUUCCUCGGUAUCGCCGUCUCCGUUGGCAUUGGGCAAGCAAACCCAACCAGCCGCCUGGUUCCUGGCAUCAUUGCCACAAUCUUCAUGUUUCUGUAUUUCACAGCCUUCUCCUUUGGCUGGAUUACCGUUCCGUGGCUGUACCCGGCUGAGAUCAACUCUCUCAGCAUGCGCUCGAAAGGCGCGGCGCUUGCCACAGCCUCAGAUUGGCUGUUCAAUUACGUCGUCGUACAAACGACGCCGAUAGGCAUACAUCAUCUAGGGUGGUACUUGUAUCUCAUAUACGCGGUCCUGAACCUGUUGUUCGUGCCGUUCGUGUACUAUUUCAUCGUCGAAACCGCUGGUCGGAGUCUAGAGCAGAUAGAUCAUUGGUUUAAGAACAAUCCUGGCUGGCGGGUUGACAAGGCGGAUCACUCGCCGGGAUUCGAGAGUGACGAUAGUGGGCCUUCUACUAUUCGAGGAGACGACGACCGCGAGGAGAUGUUGAAAGAUUUCGAGAUCGGGGAUGAUGAGGAUGAUGAUGAUACCACUUUUAGAACCCUUUGA